Molecule: messenger RNA, 1251 nt
Organism: Metschnikowia bicuspidata var. bicuspidata NRRL YB-4993
Lineage: Eukaryota; Fungi; Ascomycota; Pichiomycetes; Serinales; Metschnikowiaceae
Exons: 1
Biological process (GO): endoplasmic reticulum unfolded protein response; retrograde protein transport, ER to cytosol
Cellular component (GO): endoplasmic reticulum lumen
Source: RefSeq, a predicted model, not a curated record
AUGCAUCCGAAAGAGCCCCCCAGACCACACCCGCUGCUGGAAGCCCGGGAGGAAAUUGCUGCGGAAACGCCGGCCGCCAUUCUCGGCAACGCCAUGGCUCUUAUCCAUGCCGCCCUACCCUCGGGAGUCUGCCUCUGGGCCUACGACUUGCGCGGCACCUACUGGACAUACGCGCUUUGUAGCGGGGACAAAAUCAUCCAGUACCACGAAGGCGCGCCGCCACAUGAGCGUGGCCUGCGGCACGUGCCGCUGCAUCCCAGCACUGUGUUCGUAUUGGGCCGCUUCAGCGACGCGUCCACGGCCGAGGUGCGGUUCCACAACCAAGCGCCUGCAGCCGAGUUCCGGGCGUACGAAAAGGCUGCUGGGCGGGCCGCGGUGCUCGUGGACGAGAAGGCCGCGCCGUACUCGCACCAGCGGGUGCAAAAGGCCGUGCUGCAGACCGUGACGGGCGGCUCUGUGUGCGACAUGACGCUCCAGCCACGCACGGCCGAAGUCGUGUACCGGUGCGCCGAAAACGGCGGCCCGGACGCGGCCAUCCUUGACGUGUUCGAGAUCAAGACGUGCCACUACAAGAUGCUCGUGCACGUGCCGGGCUUGUGUGAGUACGCGCCGUUCUCGCCGCACAAGAACACUUUGGACGCGGCCCUCGACGUCCCGUGCCAGCGCGUGCGGGACCCCCGGGAAGCACAGGUGCAGAGGUAUGCGACGUUCGACGAGUACAGGUACAACAUCGAGCUUCGAGAGCACGUGCCCUUCCCCGUGCGUGCCGACAAUAGGCUCGACAUUGCAGACCACUUCCUCGCGCCUGUGGGCCGCGGCUUCUACUUUGCCCACAGCCGGCGCGAGCUCGGCACGCCUAGCUCGUACUUCAACGAGCGCAAUGUGGUACUCUUCAGCGGAUGGUGCCUGUCCUUGACGGACUUGAACGCGCAGUUUGCCAAGGUCAUCUUCCGGGCUGUGGGCUCGUCGCUUUUGGCCCCUAGUCCGCCCGAACUGGACGCCAAGACGCUUGAGUGGCUGCACUCGUUCGUCUUAUGGUACGAAAUCUACGACUACAAGGGCGACUUGCUUGCGGUGACGCGCCUCGAGCACGACGCGUCUGAGGACACUGCUACGCUCAAGGCCCAACUCCUCGAUCCCGUCACGCUUCUAGAUGUCGAGGGCGACAUGCCUCGCAUGUCAAGCUUUGAGCGGCCGGAUUUCGAGGCGCCGUAUGACGCAUGGAACUUCGAGCUCUUCUCUGAGAAAAAG